Molecule: messenger RNA, 1092 nt
Organism: Solanum dulcamara
Lineage: Eukaryota; Viridiplantae; Streptophyta; Magnoliopsida; Solanales; Solanaceae
Exons: 4
Coding region: 127-981 (284 amino acids)
Biological process (GO): regulation of DNA-templated transcription; abaxial cell fate specification
Cellular component (GO): nucleus
Molecular function (GO): transcription cis-regulatory region binding
Source: RefSeq, a predicted model, not a curated record
ACUUUCGACCAAAAAAAAAAAGUUGACUAUGUAGAUCACCUCACGCUUAUUUAGUAAGCUGCAGGAAGGUAAUUCCAUCAAUUUUUCAACACAGAGACAAAAAAAAAAGAUAAGAGUUCUAAAAAUAUGUCGAUGGACACAAUAAUAGAAGACGACGAAUCAUUUGUUUCUAAUACAAAUGCAACCAUCUAUGGCGCUUCUUAUAUUUCAGUGCGAACUGAAAGCUUGAUCUCAGGUUCCAAUAUUCCUAAUUCGUCUUCAACGAGUGAAGACGACUGUUACCAGCAGCAGCAGAUCUCAACUGCUGCUGGUGGCGGCGGCGGUGGUGAUGAUACUACUGAUGAUUUAAUUGUAUCAUCAUGUGCAUCAUCGAACUGGUUUACCAAUAAUAUUAAUAAUAAUAAGCAAGGAGAGGUAAGGAUAUUUAAUGUUGAUUUCAGGGCAUUAUUAUCAAAAUCACCAACUCAACCCCAAAAUUACUUUGCACAAGCAAACACCAGUUCAUUCAGAAUGUUUAGAUCAGAUAAUUUUAGUACUGUCCAAUUAUUCCCUACAAGAUAUCGAAGAGAGAACAUGUUGAAUAGAUCCAUAGCAUUUUCGAGAAAAUUGUAUAACGCGACGGUGCCAGAACUGUUCCUCGUUCAUCAACUUCGAUUCAUUUCUAAUGCAUCCAUGAUAAAGCCAACCCCAAUAAAGCCGUGGGGGUUUCCUCCGAUUCAGGUUGCCGAUAAAUCAAAAGUUAUUGCCCAUGAGAGACAAAUCAUGAAUCAUCAACAAUCUUCCUCCUCUUUCCGGUUCAGAUGGACUGCUUUUCUUCAUAACCGGUUUGUUCAGGCUGUGGAACUUCUUGGUGGUCAUGAAAGGGCUGAUCCGAAAUCAAUACUGGAGCUAAUGGAUAUCCAAGAUCUCAAACUUAUUUUCAUCAAAAGUCAUUUGCAGAUGUAUCGUGCUGUUAAAAAUGCUGGUGCAAUGAAACUUUGAAGGGGCUUGUGUAUAGAUUUGAAAUUACAAGAUUGUAAUAAACUAUGUUUUCAGAGUUGAUUUGGUUUUGUUACAUUAAUUAAGCAUAUUUAACGUUUAAUUAAAGUUAAA